Molecule: messenger RNA, 4674 nt
Organism: Psilocybe cubensis
Lineage: Eukaryota; Fungi; Basidiomycota; Agaricomycetes; Agaricales; Agrocybaceae
Exons: 13
Coding region: 1-4674 (1557 amino acids)
Biological process (GO): nucleosome organization; mRNA transcription by RNA polymerase II; transcription elongation by RNA polymerase II
Cellular component (GO): transcription elongation factor complex
Molecular function (GO): DNA binding; histone binding; nucleosome binding
Source: RefSeq, a predicted model, not a curated record
AUGUCUUCCCCAGACCCUGACACAGUACCGUCGCACGAUCCUUUAGCUGACAAUGAUGAUCCUAUGCGUGGCUCAGGUGACGAAGAAGAAGAAGGUGAAGGUGAUGCAGUCAUGCCUGGAAUAUCAGACGACAGUUCCGAGGAGGGGGAAGAUGACGAAGAAGAGGCACGCAGAAUUCGAGACGGGUUCAUUGUUUCUGAAGAAGAAGAAGACUCUGAGGAAGAGGCUCCUCGUCGGAAGCGCAGAAAACGUAGAAAGAAACACCACCGUGCAGAAGAAGAGACGUUAGAAGAUGACGAUUUGGAACUAUUGGAAGAGAAUACGGGAGUUGCAUAUAAAAGACCCAAUCGCUUAACCCGCCUUCGUCGCCACGACUCAGAUUCUCCACCAGCCGCGUCUUCUUCAAAGCGUCGGGCAGUUGUAGAAUCAUCAGAAGAUGACCUCGACAACGAUGAGGACACACACGAAGUUCCUGAUAUUCGCAAGAUUUGGGACGAUGAUCGUCGUGGAGAAGACGAUGAUGAGGAUAUGUCGGAUUUCAUUGAUUAUAGUGAAGAUGAAGAGGGUGCAGCUAUGAAUGAGGAGGCUCGCGAAGCUAGGAGGCUUGAGAAGAAAGAGGAACAAUCUCGACGCAAAAGAGCAAGGGCGCGCCCGGAGUUGGUUGGAAUUGAUGCAAUUGCUUGGGACGAAAUCCACGAAGUUUUCGGCGAUGGACACGAAUAUGACUGGGCUUUGGUCGGCGAUGAUGAAGCGGACCUGGAAGAGGACCGUUAUAAGCCAGACAUGAAGUACCAAGAUGUGUUCGAACCAUCAGAAAUCAAAAAACGAAUGCUCACUGAAGAUGAUGACCUCAUCCGUGUCCAAGAUAUUCCAGAACGAAUGCAGCUGGCCACCUCCACCCUUUCUGAAACGUCGUCUCUCUCUACUCAUAUUCGAUUGACAGAAGAGGACCUUGGAGAUGCUGCCAUGUGGGUCACCACACGUCUUUCUCACCAGAAACAGAAAGAGUACUUCGGCAGCGAUGGUAGUCAUCAGCAGCUACAAGGAGCCCUUGUACUGGCUGUGACCUUUGCUUUGCGCCAAAUCUUUGUAGAAGAAUAUGAGGUUCCUUACACGUGGGCCCACAAACAAGACUAUAUAACCCAUUUCGAUACCAACGGCGGGCCUUCCGUGCAUCUUCUCAGCCUCCCCGAACUUUGGCAAAUCUACAACCUCGGCCAAAAGUAUAGAUCACUUCUAGAGAGACGUCACGUUUUAACAGCGCUGUACGAGAGAUUGCAGGUCACCGACGAUUACUUUACAGUGGAAAUUCUUCCCCAAAUUGACAGUGUUGAACUCGUUGCUGAUGCCACUGAAUGGCUCAAUAUGAAAUACAAGAAUAAAAGGCCGGAUUAUAUCUCCGACUUUCGAUUCCAUGACGACGAUGAGCCAGAGGCAGCAAAGAGACGAAAAAUGCCCAGUCGAGUUUCUGCUUAUGAGCUCACGAAAAAGAGCGUUGUUUCUAAGCUCGCCGAGGGAUUUGGUAUCAAACCUCACGAUAUUGUCUUGAAUCUCCUGGCCGAAACACAUACCCAUUUUGUUGAAGACACCGAACUACACCCCGUUGCGUUUGCGGAGCAAUUUUCUGACCCUGAUCCUAGCAAAGCUCUGGCUCCCGAGGAGUUGCUUCGACGAGCACGUAUGAUAAUCUCAACUGAACUAGGAAAAGAUCCCCUUCUGCGUAACCAAAUUCGCAAAAUCUUCAAAGAAAAUGCCCAUGUUUCCGUCGAACCUACCGAACGAGGCAUUACCAAAAUCGACGAGAGCCAUCCUUAUUUUAACUUCAAAUAUCUAUUGCAGAAGCCAAUUGACGAAAUGUUGACCACCCCGCAAUUUUUGCUCAUACUAGCAGCAGAAUCGGAACAUUUGGUAACAGUUACGAUUUCUAUCCCUCCUGCUGUCAAGGCAGAUUUUGAGCGGCGGCUCAGUGAUGCGUUCGCCUCCGAUAAUUUCAGUGAAUCUGCCAAAGCGUGGAAUGCAGAACGCCUGCUCGUUGUCCAUGAGACUCUAGAACAGCAUUUGAUACCCGCUGGAGUGAAGUGGACCCGAGAAUAUGUUCGCGAGGAGGCGGAAGACUUUUUGGCUAGUAAAUGCAGCGAACGUUUACGGGAGCGGGUUAAUGUUGCACCUUAUGCUACUGCUCGUGAACCUAGGUAUGGCGAGGGUACAGCUUCUGUUUUGGCUAUUUCUUGGGGCAAAGGAGACCCUCAUAAGGACGCUAUUACUUUGGUCUAUGUCGAUGAAGCCGGAAGAAUGCGCGAACAUACCAAAAUCGACAAUCUUCACGAUCAAGACAACUUGGAUGAGUUCAAAGACCUUGUAUCAAGGCGGAAACCUGACGUUGCUGUUGUCGGUGGGUUCAGCAUCGUCACGCUGAAACUUAUGAAUCGAGUCAAGGAAAUACUUGGGUCACCUAGUGACCCUAAUUCGGGUGAACAAGCAUGGACUCAACCGACAGAGGAGGGUUUCAAUAUUCCUGCGAUAUAUGUGUUCGACGACGUUGCACGCAUUUAUCAACAUAGCAAGAGGGCUGCGGAUGAAUUUAGUGCUCUCUCACCAACUGCCAAGUACUGUGUCGGUCUAGCCCGCUAUGUACAAAGCCCUCUCAAUGAAUUCGCCGCUUUAGGAUCAGACAUAGCGGCUAUCUCAUUUGACGAAGAAAGUCAAAACUUGAUUCCGAAGGAAAAGUUGUUGUCUGCCUUCGAACAGGUUCUCGUCGAUGUGACCAACAAAGUGGGUGUAGAUAUAAACCGAGCUGUGACAGACCCGUAUUACCAGCAUGUACUUCCCUUUGUUUGUGGUCUUGGUCCUAGGAAAGCACAGAUGCUCGUCAAGAAGAUAGCUUCUCAAGGAGGCACCAUUGUGAACCGUGAUCAAUUUAUCAAAGCCGGGCUCUUGACUACAAAAAUAUUCUUGAAUGCAGCAGGGUUUUUGCGUGUUAUACAGGAUCGUGACAACAGUAGGCCAGGAAAAUAUCGACCUGAUGACGAAAACGCCCCUGACCCACUCGAUGAUACGCGCAUUCAUCCCGAGGAUUACGAACUUGCUCGCAAGAUGGCUACAGAUGCACUCGAAUUGGAUGAAGAAGAUAUCCACGAUGAGCACCCAUCGCAAGUAGUUACUUCAAUCAUGAAUGACGGCGACAAGGAGAGGAAGCUGACUGAACUGAAUCUGGGAGAGUUUGCCACCAGCUUGUUCCAGGCCAAUCAGGAUCAAAAACGGCACACUCUAGAUGUCAUCCGUGAAGAACUUGUUAUGCCCUUCCGAGAAAAGAGGGAGAAGUUCCUCCUUCCGAAAGAUUGGGACAUAGUCACCAUGCUCAGCGGAGAGACGCCGAAGACGCUUGGUGUAGGGCUCAUUGUUUCAGCGCUAGUAUAUCGCACGACUCCGGAUUCGGUCGGCGUCCGUCUUGACUCUGGUAUUGAAGGAUUCAUCUCAACUGAAUUCCUUCCCGAGAUGGGUCGGAAACCUAGAGAUGUAAUGAAGAAAGGCCAAACGAUAACUGGAAUUGUCAUUGACCUGAUAUUUCGUCUACGGCAAGAUGAAUUUUUGGUCAGUCUUUCGACCCGGCCUGGUGAUUUAGACGGAGGCGAUUAUCUAUUCAGAAAUGUUCGGCCAGAUCAACGCUAUUGGGACGAUACUCAUUAUAAGAAGGAUCAAGAUAUGUUGGCCAGGAAGAAACGGGCCGAAACAGAUCGAACUCGUCGUGUUAUUAAACACCCCAACUUCCACAAUUUCAAUACCGCCCAAGCUGAGGCGUACCUUGAAAAGCAACAGCGUGGAGAUGUUGUAAUUCGGCCAUCUUCCAAAGGCAUUAAUCAUCUUGCUGUUACAUGGAAAGUUGACGAAAGACUUUACCAGCAUAUUGAUGUUACCGAAAUGAACGCCGACCCUACUGGCCAAACAAUCGGGGGACAGCUUGUUGUCGACGCGAACCACAUCUACUCUGACUUGGACGAACUUAUAGUCAAUCAUGUCCAGGCUAUGAGCCGUCGCGUGGAAGAACUGAUGGCUCAUGAAAAGUUCAAGCACGGUUCGGAAGAUGAUCUGCACAUAUUUUUGAAGAACUUCUUGGCUGCUAACCCUUCGAAGAGUAUGUACGGCUUUACACUUAACAGAAAGAAGCCAGGUCACUUCAACCUGUGCUUUUUGGCCAACAAGAACUCCACUGUUCAGACCUGGCCUAUCCGAGUUGCACCUGAAGCAUACUACCUGUUUGAUGCUCCUGCAGUGGGGGUACCGGAGUUGUGCGAUGCAUUCAAAGUACGACACCUCCACGAAUCACAAAAUGUGGCGGCCGCAGCUGCAGGAGGAAAGACACCGUAUGGUGCUGGUGCUCGAACCCCUGCUCGUAUUGGUGGUGCCACUCCAGGGCAUUUGUCAAUUCGCAAUCCAGGUCGUACUCCCAACCCUUAUGGAGGCGCACACACACCCUUUGUCCCUCCACAUCAUACUCAGGGGCCUCCUUCAAACUACAUGCCACCCCCACCCACGUCAUAUGCCGGUUAUCAGACACCAUCUCUCCGCCCUCCAGUUUAUGGUCAACACCCGCACCCGCCUAUGGGUGGACCUCCACCCAAUAUGAACCCUCCUCGUCCCGGCAGUGUGUGGGGUGGAGGUGGAGGUUGGAGUUGA